Messenger RNA from Porites evermanni, 2163 nucleotides. The record is from the annotation of a GenBank genome assembly. Lineage: Eukaryota; Metazoa; Cnidaria; Anthozoa; Scleractinia; Poritidae.
CAAGACAUUUAUUAGCCCCGAAACCCUGUUAUCACGCACAAGUCUGCGGACGACGCAGAAGGCUGCCUUGGGAUUGCGAUUCCAGUCUCUACGGCCGGUAAUGACAUUCAGUUUAAGGCACAUAUCUAUAAUAUCUGGAACGUACUGUGCAUUUUCAAGUUGUUGACGCACUGCGCAUUGUCAUAUAUCAUCUUGAAGUAAGCAAAUCUUCAGAGUUUUAUCCUGAAAAGAUCAGUGCCGCCUUCUCUUCCGACUUUGUGAAAAAAAUGAAAGACACGAUCGAGCAACCGGACAACAGCGUUUUAAAGCACGGCUACCUCCUCAAACAAAGCGAAGUUCUAAAACAGUGGCAUCUGAGAUAUUUUGUGCUCAGCAAAGAAUGCUUGUGUUAUUAUCGGAGCGAACAGGAGGCAAGAGAAGAUCAGAGCGCUCCUAAAGAGCUUAUUUUCUUUAAUGACAUGUCGCUGUACAUAGACGAACUCCCAGACAAGCAAACGAAGUACUGCUUGAAGAUCGUAAAGAGAUCCCUUUCGCCCAAGGUACCAACUCGAACUGUCCUUCUCUGCUGUUUUUGCGAACACGAAAGAAAUGAAUGGCUGUCGCAGAUUCUCCAUGCAAAAGCAUUCGAUCUGGUUGUUGAUCCGACUGCAUGGAUUGGAAAUGAGGACUCUUCGGUCGACGAUGUCUUUGAUAUGAACCAUGAACAAGAGAGUUCAGUACGAGCAGACAAGCUUGCCACAGCAAAAGAGGUUUUUCGAAAAUGCCGCCGUAAGCUUUCCCUGGGUGCGAACCCAAGAGGGGAUUCCGCUCCGAGCAGCUUGUUUCCAGAUGACUCGAACUUAUAUAAAAGACGAAAAUCACUAACAGUAGAUCCAGAAUGGAGAAAAGCACUGAUGGCUAUUUAAGUGCUGUUGCUAUACUGAGUGGAACAGGAUGAAAGGAAGUCGCCGUCUCCGUCUCCGUCUCCGUCUCCGUCUCAAUACUCAUGCUCGAGCAAAUAGGAGGUAGAAUUAGACAGUUAUGUAUUAACAUCACACUAAAAACAGUUAAAAGGGGGAGCCUUAUUCGAAUGGUAUCACCGACUUAGAUAUUUUAUUUUAAGAGGCAGAACUUGAAUUUCUUGAAAAUAGUAACUCUCCAAAAGCCAUUUUACCAGUUACAUACUUUUACGCACGUGUAAGCAAAGAGAUGUUUGUUAUAUAAUUCAGGAAUUUAACUCAGUUAAAGAAAGGAGUACUUAUAUGGCAUAGUUCGAUCGCUUUUCUGUCAUCAGAUCGAUUUCGAGAAUAUCAUAUACUGUCAUGAAUAUUAUCAUAUUAGUAGCAUAUUAGUAGCAUUCUCCAGGAUCCCUAUUACAUUAUCGACCUAAAUUAUCCGGGAAACAACCAAACCUAGAGAUAUAAAAGAAACUAUUGCAGAUAGAAGUUUUAUAUAACAGGUUUAAUAAUUGUGAUUUUUGCAUAGAUGAGAUAUACCGGUAUGGGCCUUAUCAUUAAAAGAAGAUUAUAUAAUAUUAUGUACAGUUAGGUUUGUUAUUUAUACAUAAAAUCACUCAUAUCAGGCCGGAUAAUUAGGUUUUGAACAUAUUGGGUUUUUGAAAAUAACUUAUUGAUUUUUUCAGUUUGUAGAAAAUGAACAGUCCAUGAAUAAACUACAUCUUCAUAAGUUUUAUUUCUUUGUUUGUUGUUUCUUUUUUUAAAGGAACUCUUUAUGCUCACUCUAAGAGCAAAAUGGUGGAUGUCAGGUCACUGAUAGCAAUUUUUAAAGCUUCAGACGAUCAGUAUAAUAAUUGAGUUGAAAUAUCCAAAAGAAAACUUAAGCGCCAGAAGUAAGUUUUUUCAUCCGGUAAUUUUGGCUAAUCAGUUUUAAAGUAGUUAGAAAAACAACUCAAAAACUGAAUGUUAUUUUGAAAAACAUUUACUCAAGUCAAAAAGAUGAUCUGAUUUGUUUCAGUAGUAUACGUAUAUGAUAGAAUCAGUUGAUAUUGAUCGUAAUUGAAUAAAUUGAAGGACGUUAGUUUAAGAAAGACUAGCCUUGUAAAACUAAAAAGACUGUCAUAGGAUUUCUUUAGCUAGCCCUCUUAUCAAUAGGAGCCAUUUCACUGACGUGAACUGUUGAGCACUUGAUUUGUAUUUAUGUACGUGCAAGUCAGUUGUUGAUACG